This is a messenger RNA of Medicago truncatula (barrel medic), 3457 nucleotides long. RefSeq names its product probable copper-transporting ATPase HMA5. Bases 170 to 3154 code for a protein of 994 amino acids. The transcript has 6 exons. Gene Ontology annotation, molecular function: ATP hydrolysis activity; copper ion binding; ATPase-coupled monoatomic cation transmembrane transporter activity. Gene Ontology annotation, biological process: monoatomic cation transport. NCBI's taxonomy places the organism in Eukaryota, Viridiplantae, Streptophyta, Magnoliopsida, Fabales, Fabaceae. Gene Ontology annotation, cellular component: membrane. The record is from RefSeq and is a predicted model, not a curated record.
CUUUAUUUAUCAUUGGAUUCUUCUAUAAAUAUAACUACAAAAGGAACCAAGGAAUUUAUGCACUGGAUGAUAUAAAGUGUAAAAAGCUUUAAAAAAAGGUAGUAACCACUAAUCAUCAGUGCUUAAAAGUAAUCAUCAAUAAAUGUAUUAGGAACAAUUAUUGAUAUUAAUGGGUCGUAAAAAGUUUGAUGGUGCUUGGGAAUGCAUAAAUGGAGGAUUGCACUUGCGGUGCUGUGGGAACCUGUCACCUGAGUCACACUAUCCGUCGAUGACGACGUAUCCGAAAGGAACGUCGUCGUCGAUGGGUGAAGGCUCAGAGGUGGCCAUAACUGUUGUUUUCUGCGUUAUGGGAAUGACAUGUGCUGCCUGUGCUGGAUCAGUUGAGAAAGCCAUCAAACGUUUACCUGGUAUUCGAGAGGCUGUUGUUGAUGUCUUGAAUGAUAAAGCCCAGGUUCUAUAUCUUCCCACCAUUGUUAACGAAGAGAGCAUACGUGACGCCAUUGAAGAUGCUGGAUUUGAGGCCAAAUCCAUGGAAGAUGAUAGUUCCAACAACACUUCAUUUCAAAUAUGUAGAGUACACAUAGGGGGCAUGACUUGUACUUCUUGCUCCUCCAACGUGCAAUCAGUUCUUCAAUCCCUUCGUGGGGUGCAAAUAGCACAAGUGGCCUUGGCAACUGAAGAAGCAGAAAUUCGUUAUGAUCCAAAGAUUAUAAGCUACACUCAACUAAUGGAAACUAUAUCAAACACAGGUUUUAAUCCCAUAUUAAUAAGCAAAGGGGAACACAUAAGCAAAAUUGAACUUAAAAUUGAUGGCAUAAAAAAUGAACAAUCAAUGUAUAUCAUUGAACAAUCUCUUAGGACACUUCAAGGUGUUGAAACCAUAGAAACAUAUUUAGACAUUAAUAAAAUUGUCUUAACUUAUAAACCUUAUAUGACUGGUCCAAGAACUUUCAUUGAACUCAUUGAAUCUUCAGGAUCAGGGUGUUUUAGAGCCACAAUAUUUCCAAAUGAUGGUGGAAGAAAAGCACAUAAACAAGAGGAAAUUAAUAGAUACUUUAAAUUAUUAAUUUGGAGUUUGGUUUUUACUGUUCCUGUUUUUUUAACAUCUAUGGUUCUUAUGUAUAUACCUGGAGUUAAAAAUGUUUUAGAGGUCAAAAUUGUCAAUAUGUUGAAUAUUGGAUUGCUCAUACGGUGGGAGUUUUCGACACCGGUACAGUUUGUCAUAGGAAGAAGAUUUUAUGUUGGAGCCUAUAAAGCUUUGAGCAAAGGUUAUGCAAACAUGGAUUUGUUGAUAGCAUUAGGAACAAAUGCAGCUUAUUUCUAUUCUGUUUAUGUUGUUGGAAGAGCUACAUUUUCUUCCCAUUUCGAAGGAAGUGAUUUUUUUGAAACAAGUUCUAUGCUUAUUUCUUUUAUUCUACUUGGCAAGUAUUUGGAAGUGUUGGCUAAAGGGAAAACAUCACAAGCUAUUGCGAAACUCAUGGAUUUAACACCUGAUACAGCAACCUUACUAACUCUUGAUGAUGAUAAGGGAAAUGUUCUAGGUGAAAGAGAAAUUGAUAGCAGGUUGAUACAGAAGAAUGAUGUGAUCAAAGUUGUGCCGGGCACGAAAGUAGCAUCGGAUGGUUUUGUUGUUUGGGGACAAAGUCAUGUAAAUGAGAGUAUGAUAACUGGUGAGGCAAAGCCUGUUGCUAAGAUGAAGGGUGAUAUGGUGAUUGGUGGUACUGUGAAUGAAAAUGGUGUUUUGCAUGUUAAGGUAACAAGGAUUGGAUCAGAAACUGCACUUUCACAGAUUGUUAGACUUGUUGAGUCUGCUCAGAUGGCUAAAGCUCCUGUCCAGAAAUAUGCUGACCAGAUUUCUAAAUACUUUGUUCCUAUAGUGAUUGUGUUAUCUCUUUCAACAUGGAUAUCAUGGUUUGUAGCUGGAAAAUUGCAUUCAUACCCAAAAUCAUGGAUACCAUCUUCUAUGAAUAGUUUUGAGCUUGCACUUCAGUUUGGAAUUUCAGUCAUGGUCAUAGCUUGUCCUUGUGCUCUAGGCCUAGCCACUCCUACAGCGGUCAUGGUUGGUACCGGAGUUGGUGCAACUCAAGGUGUGUUGAUCAAAGGUGGCCAAGCAUUAGAAAGUGCACACAAGGUGAAUUGCAUUGUGUUCGAUAAGACAGGAACUCUCACUAUUGGGAAGCCAGUGGUUGUAACUACAAAACUCUUCAAGAAUAUGCCAGUUAAAGAUUUCUAUGAACUUGUUGCUGCAGCAGAGGUGAAUAGUGAACAUCCAAUAGCAAAGUCCAUUGUUGAUCAUGCCAAAAAUAUCACACAAGAUGAACAAAAUAACCCAUCAUGGCCACAAGCAAAAGAAUUUGUGUCUAUUGCAGGACAUGGAGUGAAAGCAAUUGUUCAAAACAAGGAAAUAAUGGUUGGAAAUAAAAAACUGAUGUUAGAUCAUAACAUAGCUAUUUCAGUGGAAGCUGAAGAAAUACUAGCAGAAGCUGAAAACAUGGCUCAAACAGGAAUUUUGGUAUCAUUGGAUGGAGAAAUUGUUGGAGUUUUGGCUGUGUCUGAUCCACUGAAACCUGAUGCAAAAGAAGUUAUUUCUAUUCUUAAAUCCAUGAAAAUAAAGAGCAUAAUGGUGACAGGUGAUAAUUGGGGAACUGCAAAUUCUAUAGCUAGACAAGCUGGUAUUGAAACUGUCAUGGCUGAGGCUCAACCUGAGACUAAAGCUAUUAAAGUAAAAGAAUUGCAGAAUUCUGGAUACACAGUAGGAAUGGUAGGAGAUGGUAUCAAUGAUUCACCAGCACUAGUAGCAGCUGAUGUUGGAAUGGCAAUUGGUGCUGGAACAGACAUUGCUAUUGAAGCAGCUGACAUUGUUCUUAUGAAGAGUAACUUAGAGGAUAUAAUAAUUGCCAUUGACCUUGCAAAGAAAACUUUCUCACGUAUACGUCUAAAUUAUAUUUGGGCUUUAGGUUAUAAUAUUCUAGCCAUUCCUAUUGCUGCUGGCAUACUUUUUCCUUCUACUAAAUUUAGGUUACCACCUUGGAUUGCUGGAGCUGCAAUGGCUGCUUCUUCUAUCAGUGUUGUUUGCUCUUCUCUCUUGUUGAAGAAAUACAAGAAACCAACCAAGCUUAACAACUUGGAGAUGAAUGGUAUUCAAAUUGAAUGAUCAACUUGUCAUUUGUAAAUUUGUAAGUAUAAUAAUUAGUCUUGUUUGUUGGGAGCAACAUUUUGUUAUGUUGCAAUUGUAAUUUCAAUGUAAAUGAAAAAGUAGUUUUUUCUAUUAAAAAAAAAGUAAUUAGUUUUAGUAAAACAAGAUGUUUAAUUUCAAUAUUGAUCUUGAAUACGAAGAAUAUUGGAUUUUUUUUUUUUAAGAAAAGAUGUUUAUAGUAUUUCUUAUAGUAAGUUGUUCAACAAAUGUAGAUACAUCAAUGUAAAUAUGAAAAUUUGCUAGAGAUCUGGUCAUCCGCGG